Rotaria sp. Silwood2 is the source of this 396-nucleotide messenger RNA. NCBI's taxonomy places the organism in Eukaryota, Metazoa, Rotifera, Eurotatoria, Philodinida, Philodinidae. The record is from the annotation of a GenBank genome assembly.
AUGUCAACUUUAAUCUCAUCUCCAAAUGUUAAUUCAAAAAUUAAAACUCGACCAUCCACACCUAUUAGACGUCGUUGUUUAGCAUCACUUCAAUGCAAUGUAAAAAAUAAUAUUAAUAUUCAACAAGCAUUACUUGAUCUUAUUGAUCGUCUAAAAAAUUCAAAUGAUUCAUCAACACAAUUACUUAUACGUUUAUAUUAUCAUAAAUCUCUUCGUCUUAAUGAUCAACCAGAGAAAUUAUAUUUAUUUCAACAAGCAAUUUAUUCUGGACUACGUCGACUACAUCCAUCUAUUAUAAAUUCUUCUUCAAUGAAGCAAGAAAAUGAAUUGUCUAUUGUUCCACAACCUGUUAUAACAAGUCGAUCUGCACAAGCUACUAUACGAAAACUUCAUUAA